AUGGUUGUAAGCAAAAGAUUAUGGAGAUUAUUGGUAAGAUCGAGAAAUUGUAAUCACAUGGCAAUCCGGAAGAGUUUUUAUUCCGCUUGGAUUAAAUGUACAGAAACGAUGGAUGGAACACAGCAGGCUGGCGGUAAUAAUAGCAUUGAUGUGGAACGUCUCUUUACCAGAAGUGAUAUUCAGAGUUUAUUGAAACACCUUACGGGAUCAAAUCUUAAGGAGAAAUUAUUCAGCAGUCGGCAAAUCACUCAACCUCAACGUGCACAUUAUGCUUUGAUGACAGAUGAAGCUUAUGAGAAGACGGUGAAAAGUAUGGAAGAAAUAGGAAGGAAUUUUCUGCAGUUUGUCCCUGUACUAGAACCGCGUUGCAGUACACCAAUUGUUUUAGCCAAUGAUCCGGAAAUCAAAGGCUUUGAUAGCAGUAAAUAUGUUUUCACAGAUCUUUCUUUUGGUCUUGGAGUUCAGGUGCGCUCAGUUGUUGUACGUGAAACAGACGGUACCUUACGGAGUGCAACACCAGAAGAACGAGAUCGAAUGACAAGGGUUUAUAAAGGUCACCAGUAUCGGCCAAUAUAUGAACCACCACUGUUCAAAGAUCCAUAUUUACAGAUGGCACUGGACAGGGAUGACCACGAAUAUGUCCUUGAUUGGGCUUGCCAUUAUUAUCUACCGAAUGACCCAACAUUUAUCAAGCUUUGUCACAUAAUAUUUGAUCGUACAAUGAACGAAAAUAAAUUUGCAAACCUACAUUCUACUAGACAUUUUGGUCCUUUCGUAUUCUACCUUGUAUUAAAUAACAAAUUUGCAUCUCUACUGAAUUAUUAUGUAGUCGAGAAAAAGACUGAAGAUGCUGCAAAUUUGGUGCGUCUAAUUAAAGCGAUUUUCCCAGAUGAAGUAUGGAGCCGUCAGAUGAAUGAUGCGGAUGAUUUGAAAGUGUUACAGCAAUAUGCAGAAGAAAAUAUGGAUUACAAAGCCACUAUAUAUGAUUUGAUAAAGACAACGAAGAAACAAGAAAUAAAAACUGAUGGAAGUGAGGUUAGCAUGGGAAAAAAGAACGAAAAAGAGCAUAUUUCGACAAUAGAUAAAGAAAGUUUCACGAGUCCGGAAGGACCACUUGGUGAAAUGGCUAAAACCUAUGACGUACGUGUAGUACGUGGUUCAUCUGAAGCCGUUGAACAGAUACAAAAAUUAGGUGGAAAAUCACGCAAGGGUAAAAAGCGACAGCGCAAAGAAGAUAAUAAAAAGUAG
Messenger RNA from Cercopithifilaria johnstoni, 1248 nucleotides. The record is from the annotation of a GenBank genome assembly. Lineage: Eukaryota; Metazoa; Nematoda; Chromadorea; Rhabditida; Onchocercidae.